AAAGUAGGCGACAACCUUGGGUCAAAAAUAAGCCCAUAUAAACACAUUGGCCUUGUUCCGGACAGAGUUAGGGGAGAGUGAAACCCUCUGGCUUUGCCUCAGCGCUCUUUAUAUUUUUUGACUUGGUAGCUAUCUAGCAAACGUUCCUUCAUUACAAAUGUCUAAAAUAGAGUUAUUGAGAAUGUUUCUAAACCAGAAAUUAAUAGCUGCAGCGGAAGAGAUAUUUGGUGUCGUUGAAGAAACGAUAGCAGAGUACCAGGAAGAGGUUUCUCACACAAAGGAGGAGAACAGCCGUCUACGGAUCACGCUUGAUAUCCUUACUAAGGCAGAUAUCAAGUUACAUAGACAAGAAGACCCCCAGCAGCUCACUGUCACUGUGUCUGAUGAGGUGGUUUCCCCCGAGCAGCAGGAGUGGAACCCCAGUCUGGGGCAGAAGGCCCCAGAACCCACACAGAUGAAAGAUGAACAGGAUGAACCAAGGACCAGUCAGGAGGAAGAUAAUAAUUUCAAUGAGUUUAUCAAUUCUUACGGCUGUGUAUCAAGUGGCUAUUAUCAGGACCCAACUCAGUCCUCACAUGGAGAGAGAUACUCUCUACCCAGCACCUCAACUGAACAGAUCAAAACAGAACCUUAUGUAGAAGACUAUGGUGUAUCAGAACCAACCAGAGAGCCUCAGCCCUUCUCUGCAGUAGAUAGAGAGUGUUCUGCAGCUCAGAGUGAAAACAGAGGACAUAUUGACAAGAUGGAGAGUGGAGGACCUCUGUCAGGUCUAAUGUUAAAGCCACUCAAAUCAAAGAGGACAAAGGCAGUAAAAGGACAAAGUUCUCAUAGUGUUAAGGACAGGAAAUUGAACCAUCUAAAAUCACACUCGAGACCCAGUGUAAGCUGGGAUGCUUCUCCUAGUUGUAAGGUAUGUGGAAAGCAAUUUGACUCCAUGGCUUCUUUAUUAAAUCAUGUGCAAACGCACACACAGGAUAAAGAACAUCUUUGUGGUGUGUGUGGAAAAUUCUGUCAGUCCACAGAAAGUAUGAUAGAUCACCUACAAACUCACAUCGGAGCAAAGUGUUGUCAUGUUUGUGGUAAAUAUUUUGCUUGGGAUGCUUUCCUGAAAAGGCAUUUGAGGAGUCAUACAGGGGAGAAGCCAUUUCACUGUCAAGAUUGUGGCAAAGGAUUCAGUCAGAGUGGAAACCUGGCUGUGCAUAUGAAGAGCCACUCUGGGGAGAAACCACAUCGCUGCCCUGUUUGUGGCAAAUGUUUCAGCAGAAACCCUGAUCUGACAGUGCACAUCAGGACUCAUACAGGGGUGAAACCAUAUAAGGGCAGUAUUGUGGCCAAGGAUUCAAGCAGAAUUAUCACCGGAAACUACACAUGAAGAUCCACUUGGGAAAAUCCAUAUCAUUGCCGUCUUUGUGACAUGUAUUUCAGCACUAGCACCCAGUCAACAGGCAUGAGAUUUCACAUGGAAGAGAAGGCGUCACUGUCAUGACUGGCAGAGGCUUUGCAUAGACUGGAAGUUUGGCAAGGCAUAAUGACAAUGCACAGCAUACUUUAGUGUAGAAAAUACUGACUGUAGACCUUGUUUGUGAUACAUGUUUCACUCAGCCGCUUUAUUGAGAAAAUAUUUUUCUUGCAGUGACUUGAUAUGUGGUUGUUUUACCUGUUUUGAAUGUACUGACUGUAAGUUGCUCUGGGUAAGACAGUGCAAUUAUGUUUCACUGUUAGUCUACACCUGUUCCUUACAAAGCGUGUCACUAAAAGAAAAUGGAUUUGAUUGCUGCUAAAUGCUUCAAAUGGAUGAAGUCCCCUAGAAGGUACGAGAACAUUCACAAGAGGGAGAAAACAUAAUGACAACCUGAUGAAAAUCCUCCUGGAAACAUGGCAGUAGUUUCCUGUGUAGGGAGAGUGUUUCAGACAAUACAAGAGGUGCAUUAAAACAUGUCGUUCUCUCAA
This is a messenger RNA of Salvelinus namaycush (lake trout), 1950 nucleotides long. Its product is annotated as zinc finger protein 37 homolog. The record is from RefSeq and is a predicted model, not a curated record. NCBI's taxonomy places the organism in Eukaryota, Metazoa, Chordata, Actinopteri, Salmoniformes, Salmonidae. The transcript has 2 exons. Bases 158 to 1372 code for a protein of 404 amino acids. Gene Ontology annotation, biological process: regulation of transcription by RNA polymerase II. Gene Ontology annotation, molecular function: DNA-binding transcription factor activity, RNA polymerase II-specific; RNA polymerase II cis-regulatory region sequence-specific DNA binding.